Molecule: messenger RNA, 1253 nt
Organism: Brassica oleracea var. oleracea
Lineage: Eukaryota; Viridiplantae; Streptophyta; Magnoliopsida; Brassicales; Brassicaceae
Product: fe(2+) transport protein 1-like
Exons: 3
Coding region: 44-1081 (345 amino acids)
Biological process (GO): zinc ion transmembrane transport
Cellular component (GO): plasma membrane
Molecular function (GO): zinc ion transmembrane transporter activity
Source: RefSeq, a predicted model, not a curated record
CAUAAAACAAUACAAACACACAAAACUCCAAAUAGAGACAAAGAUGGCUUCAAUUCCGACAGUCCUCGUGAAAACAAUGUUCCUCGUACUAAUCUUUGUCUCUUUUACAAUCUCUCCAGCAACUUCAACGGCACCUGAAGAUUGCGCAAGCGAGUCAGCGAACCCGUGCGUCAACAAGGCUAAAGCUUUGCCUCUCAAAAUCAUAGCAAUUGCUGCAAUACUAGUAGCAAGCAUGAUUGGUGUCGGAGCUCCUCUCUUUAGCCGGAACGUGCCCUUCCUUCAACCUGAUGGGAACAUUUUCACUAUAGUUAAGUGUUUCGCCUCAGGGAUUAUCCUCGGAACCGGUUUUAUGCACGUUUUGCCUGAUUCUUUCGAGAUGUUAUCAUCACAAUGUCUUAAAGAGAACCCGUGGCACAAAUUUCCAUUCUCUGGGUUUCUCGCUAUGCUGUCCGGUCUAAUCACUUUAGUCAUUGAUUCCAUGGCUACGAGCAUCUAUACUAGAAAGAACGCAGUUGGGAUCAUACCCCAUGGGCAUGGUCACGGCCCUGGAAAUGAUGUUACGUUACCAACAAAAGAUGGGGAUUCUGCGGAUGCACAACUCUUGAGAUAUCGAGUCAUUGCUAUGGUCUUGGAACUUGGAAUCAUAGUUCACUCUGUGGUCAUUGGACUAUCUCUAGGAGCAACAAGUGACACUUGCACCAUUAAAGGACUCAUUGCAGCCCUUUGCUUCCAUCAAAUGUUCGAAGGCAUGGGUCUUGGUGGUUGCAUUCUCCAGGCUGAGUAUACGAACUUGAAUAAGUUUCUUAUGGCGUUCUUUUUUGCUAUAACAACGCCAUUCGGAAUAGCCUUAGGGAUAGCUCUUUCAACAAUUUACAGAGAAAAUAGCCCUAGUGCGUUGAUCACUGUAGGAUUGCUCAAUGCAUGCUCCGCUGGAUUGCUCAUCUACAUGGCGCUUGUAGACCUUCUAGCGGCCGAGUUCAUGGGACCAAAGCUUCAAGGUAGCGUCAAAAUGCAGAUCAAGUGUUUCAUUGCGGCUCUUCUAGGGUGUGGUGGCAUGUCGAUCAUCGCCAAAUGGGCUUAACUAAUUGCCCGAAUAGUACUGCGGAGCUGAAGUCAUGUGUGGAUUUCGUUGUUGAACGAUUACAAGAUACUUACGUGGUAUCUUAAUGUUUUUUCAUAUGUAUGUAAUUGUGAUUGGUACCACGACCCCGAGUAUUUCCUUCGGUUUAGGGGAAGUAGUUCUUGUUGUAUAA